AUUUUUCUUUCUCAUUUCUCUUUCUUUCCCUUUCUCUUGCUCUUUCUCUGAGCUCUAAUCCCAACUGCAGCUCAAAACUCGCAACUCCAGAUCCAUUACAACUUCCCUAUAUACCUGGAAUCGUUCCGUUUUGACUCACCGAGUUACCUCUUCAAGCUCUCUUCUCACUUCUCUUUGCUUAAGGUAAACAAAACUUUCCACACUUUUCUUUCCCCAUUCAAAUCUCUUCAUUAACACCAUCAUUUCCUUGAUUAUCUCACACCCUCUGAUUCGUUACCCCGCUGUUCAUUAAUCCUAGCUCAUGUAAUCUAAAUUCCAUUUUUUCCCUCUCUCUUUCUUGGAUCAUAUUCUGCUGAUUUUGUAAUCUUGGGGUUUUCAAGCUUAUCAUUUCCAACCACAACCCCCCACUUUCCUUUCCUGAUCUGGGUGCUAUUAAAACUUGAACUUUCCCGAUAAAAGUUAGAUCUUUUGUGCAAAUUUAGUGUCUUUGUUUGAUUUCCACUUCUGGAUGUGCGUGCUAAAUCAUAAUCCAAUAGAAAUUGCUGUAUAACUAACAAGAAGGGACAAAAAUGAAAAAAAAAGGGUAGUCUUAAUUUCAGACUUAGGGGUCAUGAGGAGCAUCAAUUGCUAUGUUCCUUUGUUUGUUUGUUUGUUGUUCAUAGGAUUCUUAGCUACUGAGGUAGUCCUAGGACAAAAUUAUAAGCCUGCAGAUAACAUUCUAUUGAGUUGUGGUGGGCCUCCAACUAGUAAAGAUUCUGAUGGAAGGGUAUGGUAUAGUGAUGUUGGUUCCAAGUUUGCAUCAUCCAAGGGAAACACCAGCACCUCGCUGGCGGCAACUCAGGACCCUGCUGUCCCUACUGUGCCAUACAUGAAUGCCAGGGUGUUCCAUUCACCUUAUACAUACUCCUUUCCGGUGGCGUCCGGUUGGAAGUUCCUCCGGCUGUACUUCUACUCGGCGUCCUACAAUGGACUCAAUGCCAGCGACGCGCUGUUCUCGGUGACUUUGCCGUCCUAUACCUUGCUCAGGAACUUCAGUGUGGCACAAACCACACUGGCUCUGAAUUAUGUCUACAUUGUGAAGGAGUACUGCAUCAAUGUUGAUGGGGACACCUUGAAUGUGACUUUUGCUCCAUCGACCAACAAGUCAAACGCUUAUGCGUUUGUUAAUGGGAUUGAGGUUGUGUCCAUGCCUGAUAUAUAUACUGAAACUGAUGGUUCUACCAUGAUGGUGGGUACCAAUUCUCCUAUCACUGUUGACAACAGCACUGCGCUUGAGACUCUCUAUAGGUUGAAUGUGGGUGGAAAUGAUAUCUCGCCUUCCCAAGAUACUGGUCUGUUUAGGUCUUGGUCUGAUGAUGUGCCCUACCUAUUUGGGGCAGCGUUUGGUGUGACCGAGCCUGCUGAUUCGUCGGUCAAGAUUCGGUAUCCUCCAGGCACGCCAAGUUAUAUUGCUCCACUUGAUGUCUACAGUACAGCCAGAUCAAUGGGGCCAACUCCGAAAAUCACCAUUAGAUACAACUUGACUUGGAUUUUUUCUAUUGACUCUGGGUUUUCGUAUCUUGUGAGACUCCAUUUUUGUGAGGGAACAUCAAUUAUAAACAAGAUCAAUCAGAGAGUAUUUGAUAUAUUCCUCAAUAAUCAAACUGCUGAGCCUGCGGCUGAUGUUAUUGCGAUGGCACAAGAAGAAUACGGAACUUCAUAUACAAAUGGAGUUGCAAUUCAUAAAGAUUUCGCUGUUUUUGUUCCCCAUGGAGAGCCACGUCAGGAUCUGUGGCUUUCGUUACAUCCUGAUAAAACUAUGAAGCCCAACUAUUAUGAUGCAAUCCUGAAUGGAGUGGAGAUAUUCAAAAUAAGUGAUGCUAAGGGUAAUCUGGCUGGGACAAAUCCUAUUCCUCCUCCAGUGCAAGAUGACAUUGACCCGGCUAAGGCUAGGAGUCAUCAUGCUAUGUCGAAGAAUCAUACAGGAAUAAUUGCAGGAGGUGUUGCUGGAGGAAUUGUUGUAGCACUUGUCAUUGGACUAUUUGCUUUCAUUGUAUCCCGUCGUCGCAGCCAAGGAAAGGAGCCUAGUUCAAGUGAAGGGCCAUCCGGUUGGCUUCCACUUUCUCUGUACGGCAAUUCGCACUCUGCAGCUUCGGCCAAGACCAACACAACAGGAAGUUAUGCGUCCUCUCUGCCAUCAAACCUUUGUCGUCACUUCUCAUUUGCUGAAAUCAAGGCUGCUACGAACAACUUUGACGAGGCUUUGCUUCUUGGUGUCGGAGGAUUCGGCAAGGUUUACAAAGGUGAAAUCGAUGGUGGUUCAACCAAAGUAGCAAUCAAGCGUGGGAAUCCAUUGUCUGAGCAAGGAGUGCACGAGUUCCAAACCGAGAUUGAAAUGCUCUCUAAACUCCGCCACCGCCACCUUGUCUCGCUGAUUGGUUAUUGUGAAGAAAACACUGAAAUGAUUCUUGUCUAUGAUUACAUGGCCCAUGGAACACUCAGGGAGCAUCUAUACAAGACACAGAAACCUCCAUUGCCAUGGAAGCAAAGGCUUGAGAUAUGCAUUGGAGCUGCUCGGGGUUUACACUAUCUUCACACUGGUGCCAAACACACUAUCAUCCACCGUGAUGUGAAGACAACAAACAUCUUACUUGAUGAGAAGUGGGUGGCCAAGGUCUCCGAUUUCGGCUUGUCAAAAACCGGCCCAACAUUGGAUAACACACACGUAAGCACUGUCGUAAAGGGUAGUUUCGGAUACUUGGAUCCAGAAUACUUCAGGAGGCAGCAGCUCACUGACAAAUCCGAUGUUUACUCGUUUGGGGUGGUUCUCUUCGAGAUACUCUGUGCUCGUCCGGCUCUAAACCCGACCCUUGCCAAGGAACAAGUGAGUCUAGCCGAGUGGGCGGCUCACUGCUACAGAAAAGGCAAUCUUGACCAGAUUGUGGAUCCUUACCUCAAGGGCAAGAUAGCCUUUGAAUGCUUCAAGAAGUUUGCCGAGACUGCGAUGAAGUGUGUGGCCGACCAAGGUAUCGAGCGGCCGUCCAUGGGCGAUGUCUUGUGGAACCUCGAGUUUGCUUUGCAGCUGCAAGAAAGUGCCGAGGAGAGUGGCAAGGGCUUCGCUGGAAUACUCAACGAGGAGGAGCCGCUAUGCGCGGAUCCUAAAGGGAAGAAGGACUCUGAUGCAUUGCCAAUGUAUGAUGGCAAUACUGAUUCAAGAAGCAGUGGCAUGAGCAUGAGUAUUGGUGGUAGAAGCUUAGCAAGUGAAGACUCUGAUGGAUUAACACCAAGUGCUGUUUUCUCUCAGAUCAUGAAUCCAAAGGGUCGUUAAGUCCAAUUCAAGAAACUGAAAUUGAAGUUUAAAUUCCACUCACAAAAAACUACUCAAGUUUAGUAGUCUUAAUGUGUUGCUUUCUCAUCUUUUAAUUACACAAUGAGUUCAAAUUUGAAGGGUUUUUUUUUU
Molecule: messenger RNA, 3439 nt
Organism: Arachis duranensis
Lineage: Eukaryota; Viridiplantae; Streptophyta; Magnoliopsida; Fabales; Fabaceae
Product: receptor-like protein kinase FERONIA
Exons: 1
Coding region: 611-3307 (898 amino acids)
Biological process (GO): protein phosphorylation
Molecular function (GO): ATP binding; protein kinase activity
Source: RefSeq, a predicted model, not a curated record